AUGCUUCCUCUCUUCUUCAAGAUGCUUCCUCUCUUCUUCAAAGUACUUCCUCUCUUCUGCAAGAUGCUUCCUCUCUUGAUCAAGGUGCUUCCUCUCUUCAUCAAGAUGCUUCCUCUCUGCAACAAAGUACUUCCUCUCUUGAUCAAGGUGCUUCCUCUCUUCAUCAUGCAGCUUCCGCUCUUCUUCAAGAUGCUUCCUCUCUUGAUCAAGAUGCUUCCUCUCUUCAUCAAGAUGUUCCUCUCUUCUUCAAAGUAUCCUCUCUUUCUGCAAGAUGCUUCCUCUCUUGAUCAAGGUGCUUCCUCUCUUCAUCAAGAUGCUUCCUCUCUGCAACAAAGUACUUCCUCUCUUGAUCAAGGUGCUUCCUCUCUUCAUCAUGCAGCUUCGUCACUACAUCAUGUAGCUUCCUCUCUUCUUCAAAGUACUUCCUCUCUUCAUCAUGCAGCUUCCUCUCUUCAACAAGGUGCUUCCUCUCUUCUUCAAAGUGCUUCCUCUCUUCUUCAAAGUGCUUCCUCUCUUGCUCAAGAUGCAGCUUCCUCUCUUCUUCAAAGUACUUCCUCUCUUGAUCAAGGUGCUUCCUCUCUCAUCAUGCAGCUUCCUCUCGUCUUCAAGAUGCUUCCUCUCUUCUUCAAAGUACUUCCUCUCUUGAUCAAGGUGCUUCCUCUCUUCAUCAUGCAGCUUCCGCUCUUCUUCAAGAUGCUUCCUCUCUUCAUCAAGAUGCUUCCUCUCUUCAUCAAGAUGCUUCCUCUCUUGCUCAAGAUGCAGCUUCCUCUCUUCUUCAAAGUGCUUCCUCUCUUCUUCAAAGUACUUCCUCUCUUCUUCAAAGUACUUCCUCUCUUGAUCAAGGUGCUUCCUCUCUUCAUCAUGCAGCUUCCUCUCGUCUUCAAGAUGCUUCCUCUCUUCUUCAAAGUACUUCCUCUCUUGAUCAAGGUGCUUCUCUCUCAUCAUGCAGCUUCCUCUCGUCUUCAAGAUGCUUCCUCUCUUCUUCAAAGUACUUCCUCUCUUGAUCAAGGUGCUUCCUCUCUUCAUCAUGCAGCUUCCGCCUUCUUCAAGAUGCUUCCUCUCUUUCAUCAGAUUGCUUCCUCUCUUCAUCAAGAUGCUUCUCUCUUCAUCAGAUGCUUCCUCUCUUGCUCAAGAUGCAGCUUCCUCUCUUCACAAAGUACUUCCUCUCUUGCAAGGUGCUUCUCUCUUCAUCAUGCAGCUUCCUCUCGUCUUCAAGAUGCUUCCUCCUUCACGUACUUCCUCUCUUCUUCCAAAGUACUUCCUCUCUUGAUCAAGAUGCUUCCUCUCUUGCUCAAGAUGGCAGCUUCCUCUCUUCUUCAAGUGCUUCCUCUCUUCUUCAAAGUACUCCUCUCUUCUUCAAAGUACUUCCUCUCUUGA
Molecule: messenger RNA, 1377 nt
Organism: Trichomonas vaginalis G3
Lineage: Eukaryota; Parabasalia; Trichomonadida; Trichomonadidae
Product: SLEI family protein family
Exons: 1
Coding region: 1-1377 (458 amino acids)
Source: RefSeq, a predicted model, not a curated record